AGCUGAUGAAAUGUUUUGUUUUUACACCAGCUGGAUCAGGGUAUGACAUAAGAAGCAAUAUCUACACAUCGAUACACGAAAUGAAACUAGUCGUUCAGCUUUGUUUUCUUUUUUCUUUUAAGGGUACUUGAUUCUAACGAUCCGGCGCUCUCGGGUAAAACUGGUGCUGAUCAGAUUGUGAACUGCGGACACACCCCGUCGGGAAUUGUGUUCUCAAAUGAUAAAACUAAGACUUACUGAUGAAACCGGAAAUGGAAAUUUGUGAGUACAGUGUGGAACCGGAACACCUGACGAAAGUUAAACGUUACGAUAACUUCAACUUCCCCUAUGCUUUUCCCGGCAACGUUAAAGACCAGUUGAAGAACAUUGCCAAUUUCAAAGCUCAGGAAAAUGACAUACUGUUGUCCACGUAUCCCAAAUCAGGAACUCACUGGAUCAGAGAAAUUGUCUCUAUGCUGCUUCGCGGAAAAGCCGAGUACACGAAUGAACCUCUAAACUCCCUGGACUUCUACGAUAGUAGUGCCAUAGAAAAGCUGCCAUCCCCCAGAGUGUUACAGUCGCACCUACCCUACCGAUACCUUCCGAAUGCAAUAAAGAAACAAGGACGAAUAAUCCACGUGUCAAGGAAUCCGAAGGACACAGCUGUAUCGUUAUAUCACAUGAUAAAGAAGUUGACGUUUAUGUACAGUAGUUUCUCGGGGUCCUUCCAUGCCUUGCUACAAUGUAUCUUCUACAGCGACAAAUUCCCUUAUGGAAACUGGUUCGAUUUCGUCAAGGAAUGGGAAAGAAUUAUGCGGCAAGAAAACAGGGGCUGUAAGAUUUUACACUUGGAAUUUGAAGAUAUGAAGAAGGAUUUAAAGUCUAGUGUAAGAGAGAUUGCCAGCUUCUUGGACUUGAACUGUGAAGAUGAGUUUUUGAACGUUGUAGCUGAGAAAUGCACCUUUAAAAACAUGAAGAAUGGUAAAGAAUCCAACCCCCAACCAUAUUGGAAAGACUGUACCCAUGAUGGGAAAAUGCCGAUUUUCCGGAAAGGUGACGUGGGUGAUUGGAAAAGCUGGUUUUCUGACAAGGACAACGAAAAAUUUGAUAAGGAAUAUGCCAGACAGAUGCGAGACUCUCGGUUAACGUUCCAGUAUUCUCUAGAGACAUAGUGAUACAUGUAUCCCCGCCCACACAUGUCAUCAUUAAUUUACUGUUGUCGUAUCCAUUAUGGUCAAGGACAAGCUCAGUUCAUUAUUGUAUUGUGUUGAUGAUAAUUUAUUUCAUAUAUAUAGCUUUUAAUUAACUCCAUGACUACAAUUGUAAUUUAUUUAAUUGGACUAGGUACACCUAAUAUAAUAUGUUUCGAGGUCAAAGUGAAUUCUGGAUGCUUACGUCAAAGUAGUAAAACCUGUAAGAUGGGGUCUGAAUAUGGAAACCCUAAUUACGAUGACGUGCAUAGAGCAACAUAACUAGAUUGAUCGAACAUCUGGUAAGUAAUGGAUAAGGACAACACCAGCGACUUCCCGUGAUCUUUAGCGCAAUUUAAAUCUGAUUUCUUUUGAUAAGAAUGCAAAUAUAUUUAUUACGCUCAUUUUCAUUCAUAACCGUGACACUGUUAAAUAUGAUUCUGAAACGAAGAGUAUUUGAAAACUGAUUGUGAAAUUUUCUCGACUCUUUUCUUUUCUUUUUCCGGUGAUUAAACACCAAAUUAAUCCUUACGUAUUGUUUUUGUGCUAUAUUAGACAAUUUUAUUUUAGAUCUUUAUGCAAAGAAUGUGAUUUGAUAUUUUUGAAAACGAAUACGGUAAAUCUGAAUUUUAAUGACGAGCAGCCGGUCGGUUUGGAUGAGUCUCCUCGGCACUAUAUACUCUAUCUUAUCCAUGUAUUUGACUUGUUCAUAUAUAUGUAUAUAUUGAUGAUAGCGCCUACCAACUGUUAUAAUACUAUCAAUGUUUAUAAGACAAUCAAACUUUUAUCAUAUCUGUUUAUGAUGUAUAAUGUUUGUUGAUUCUGUUUAUAGCUUUUAUGUAAAUGUUAUAUUGUUACAGAGCUGUUUUCCUGCCUCAUAAUGUUAGAUUGUGUAAAUAAUAUGGAGUGCAAUAUUAGUAUCAUGCGAUGUGUAGGUUAUGUAAAUGAUUUUUAGUGAACUUCAAGUCCAUGGCAUGAAUGUAUUCUUGGAUUCGUCCGUAAAACUUUAAACUGACUGAAUGCAAUGUAUGUAACUAACGUAUGACAGAGCACUGGAUGUUCUAGUCUGUUCCGUCUUGAUUAAUGUAUUGAUUAAUAUUUAUGUCAAGUAAAAAUAAACUACAAUUUUUUUUAUUUCGGUGACGGAUAAACUUAGAAUCGAAAAUAUUUUUAUUGUCUUCCUUUGUUGUGUACAUACAUGUAUAUCACCAUUCUGUAAAAUUCCGUAAAACAAUUAAAAGAAACAUGUGGUUUCACUUUUUGUACAACAAAGCAUGAAUGACUUCUGUUCCACACAUACACUGUACAUAUUAUUUAAUGAUUAUGGUUUGGUUCAUUCUUGUAUUUGACAGUUUUUAAGUUUUAACGUCGUUUAAAUGCAUUCGUUAAGGUCAGCGUCCUACAAGUCAUUGCGAGUUCUAGAUUUCUUGCUGUAAUUGCAAGUUUUAGAUUUCUUGCUGUAGCAAUUAUUUUUUUUCAAAUUCCAUUGUUCUCUUUGAUCCUGAAAACAAUGUGGAAUUAAAGCGAGGUUCCAGAAAUAGCAAACCUUCCAGUGCAAAGCCAUUUAUAUUCUUUUUUAAUGUUUAGAACAUCGGGAAGGUAUGUUCGAGACGCUAUUAAUAGCCAAUUAAUAACAUUGAAUAAUGCUGAUUAUGCAACUGUUGCAUCUGUGUACGAUUUAUAUCAUGUUUUAAAAUUCUAAUUGACAUGUUUUAUGAACUGACCUGAUGUAGGUCAGCAUUAAGCUUAAAGGUCUUUCCUUUGAGGAUCUGUUGUUAAGAUGGCGCUGACGCUAGGUUGUUACACUACGUUUACAAUUACACGCGGGCCACCUCCGGAAAAUUUCAAAGAAAAGCCACACUGUUGUGACACUUCUAUAGAUAAUAUAUGGGUGUUUGAUAACUCUUGUUCGUUAAAUAUUUCAAAUAAUAGUAUCAAUCGUUAAAUUUAUGUUGUAAUAUACAAAGUUUGAAUUUAUCAGUUCGAAACAAAUGAAGAAAGUCAUUGUUAGCUAUCUGUCAGCUGUGUGCUGAUUUCCUAAAGAAGGAAAUCGUACUAAACUUUGAUACUUUGAUUUGCUUGGGUAAAAACUUUGAGUAUUAAUUUGCUUCGGUAUAAACUUUGAUAUUUUAACUUGCUUGGGUAAAUACUUUGAUUUGCUGGGGGUAAGAUCUUUAAUACGUUGAUUUAUUUGAGUGCAAAAUUUUAUUCUUUGAUUUGCUGAGGUAAAUACGUUAAUUUGCUUGGGUAAAAACUUUCAAAUUGAUACUUUAAUUUGCUUGGCUAAAAACUUUGGUACUUUAAUUUGCUUGGGUAAAUACUUUGAUUUGCUUGGGUAAAUACUUUGAUUUGCUUGGGUAAAUGCCUCAGUUUGUUUUGGUAAAAUCUUUAAUACUUUAAAUUGUGUAUGAGUACAAAAUUUGAUACUUUGAUUUGCUUAGGUAAAUACUUUAGUUUGCUUGGGUAAAUACUUAUAUUUGAUGUAGUAAAUACUUUAAUUUGCUUGAGUACAUACUUAGAUACUUUAUUUUGUUUGGGUAAAAACCUUAAUUUGCUGGGAUAAAUAUUUUGAAUUACUAUAAUAGUAAAAACUUCGAUACUUUCAUUUGCCAUUGCUGCAAUUUUGAUAGCAUAAUCAACUAUAAUAAAACUGAUUCUUUUUAAUGAAAUGUCUCCUUCAUUUUGGUAAUAUUUUUGAUUAUGUUAUUUGAGUAUUAAUAAUAAAAUGAUAUUUGAUAAGCAUCAAAAGACCCUUAUAAUAACAUUUCGCAAAUUUUAUGGCCGUUUUUAACGACCUAGUUUGCAAUUACAACCUGUCAUUGGGUCAAAGGCUGUCUGACGUGUUUCAUACCAAUUGUCAGACCAUUCUUUAUACACUGAUUUUGACUACGGAUUACUCCGUUUACUUUACCUGACCAAGAUAUAGGACUCGCGGGGGAGCGACCGGUCGACAGGAGAUGCUCACUCCCAGGCACCUGAUCCCACCUCUGGUAUAUCCAGGGGUCCGUGUAUACCCAAUUCUUAAUAUCGUAUUCCUUAAAGGAAUUAUAUGAGUAUUCCUUAAGGGAAUUACAUGAGAUUGCCAUUUCAUGUUUACGAUGCUACCGUUGGGGUGAGUGCAGCCGGUGUAUAUUUCUAUAAAUAGAUUUAUCAAUAACAAGCACACCGAAUAAGAACAUUUUGAAGUUAUCCGUAUGUGUACGGACAACUGUCAAAACAUCGUAAUUAAAAUCUUAUAACACUUCAGAUAUUUGAUCCGCCUAUGAUUAACGCUUUUGAUUUUUAAAAAGCAGUGCAUUGUGACGUCAUCUUUAGCUUCGUUGUCAUCAACAACAGAAAUUACGAGGUGUCAGACAAUAUCUUUCUUAAACUGAGUAUGUUUAAUAUGACUGGUUGUGAACUGAAUAAAAUUUUGGAGUCUUA
Molecule: messenger RNA, 4592 nt
Organism: Ostrea edulis (European flat oyster)
Lineage: Eukaryota; Metazoa; Mollusca; Bivalvia; Ostreida; Ostreidae
Product: sulfotransferase 1E1-like
Exons: 8
Coding region: 240-1151 (303 amino acids)
Biological process (GO): sulfation
Cellular component (GO): cytoplasm
Molecular function (GO): sulfotransferase activity
Source: RefSeq, a predicted model, not a curated record